Chondrus crispus (carragheen) is the source of this 342-nucleotide messenger RNA. RefSeq lists its product as hypothetical. The record is from RefSeq and is a predicted model, not a curated record. The transcript has a single exon. Bases 1 to 342 code for a protein of 113 amino acids. NCBI's taxonomy places the organism in Eukaryota, Rhodophyta, Florideophyceae, Gigartinales, Gigartinaceae.
AUGGAAUGUGGCCCCCUUGUAUCCAAUAGGUUUGUUGUCCUUGCGGUACUCUCCGGUGCAGAAUUGGCGGAAGUUUUCUGCCGUACGCGGACAGACAUCAGCGAAAAGUUCAAGAGUUAUGCGCCCGAUCUCUCUUUGUCCGAAGCUGACAUCGAGAAAGACGAUGGGGUUUUCGUCUUCGUGAUGGCGGAGUGCAUCCGUUGGAUCGCCGACCGGUACUGCCAUGCUCGCAGAGGAUUCCGAGAGCUACGACUCGUGCUCCGAUGGGGUGUGAAGGUCACUGCGUCUUCGUUAAUCCCAUUUCACAUGUGGGAAGCCUCUCGAGCCGGAGGGAAUAGCUGA